AUGCGGGGAGACCCGCACGUACGGUUUUUAGGGGGAUCUGGUCGAAAGACCGGCCGGCGCCCACCAACUCUGGUUAGGUCUGGACUCGAGGUACCAAUUCUGGAGCACCCCAGGAAGGGUUUUGGCUUUCUGGAUUUAUGGUCUGUUUUUGGGUCGCUGAAAUAUUGGUUUCAGACUCGGACACUGGUUAGGUCUGGACUCUUCUGCGAGAUACCAAUUCUGGAGCACCCCCUUUUUUUAGUGAAAGGGUUAAACAUAAAUGGAAUUAAACUUGGAUUGCAGUAA
This is a messenger RNA of Sphenostylis stenocarpa, 285 nucleotides long. The record is from the annotation of a GenBank genome assembly. NCBI's taxonomy places the organism in Eukaryota, Viridiplantae, Streptophyta, Magnoliopsida, Fabales, Fabaceae.